AUGCCGAAGAACAGCAAAGUGACGCAGCGGGAGCACAGCAGCGAGCAUGUCACCGAGUCGGUGGCCGACUUGCUGGCCCACGAAGAGCCCGUGGACUACAAACGCAGCGUCCUCAAUGUGACGGGAGAGACCUGGGACAAGCAGAAGGAUGGGGAGGAGGAUCUGGAUGCGGAGAACCGGCCGGCGUGGAACAGCAAGCUGCAGUACAUCCUGGCGCAGAUCGGGUACUCGGUGGGGCUGGGCAACGUCUGGCGCUUCCCCUACCUCUGCCAGAAGAAUGGAGGAGGUGCCUACCUGGUCCCGUACCUGGUCCUGCUCAUCAUCAUCGGGCUUCCCCUCUUCUUCCUGGAGCUGGCGGUGGGACAGCGCAUCCGCCGGGGCAGCAUCGGUGUCUGGAAUUACAUCUGCCCUCGCCUGGGGGGCAUCGGCUACGCCAGCUGCCUCGUCUGCUUUUUCGUCGGUCUCUAUUACAACGUCAUCAUCGGCUGGAGCAUCUUCUACUUCUUUAAGUCCUUCCAGUACCCCCUUCCCUGGAGUGAGUGCCCCAUCGUGAAGAACGGCUCGGUGGCCGUCGUGGAGACCGAAUGCGAGAGGAGCUCAGCCACCACCUACUUCUGGUACCGGGAGACCUUGGACAUCUCCAACUCCAUCUCGGAGAGCGGAGGCCUCAACUGGAAGAUGACACUGUGUCUGCUGGUGGCCUGGAGCCUCGUUGGCUUGGCCAUGAUCAAAGGCAUCCAGUCCUCGGGGAAGGUGAUGUACUUCAGCUCGCUCUUCCCUUACGUGGUGCUGGUUUGCUUCUUGGUGCGGGGUCUCCUGCUGCGCGGGGCGGUGGAUGGGAUCAUGCACAUGUUCACGCCCAAGCUGGACAAGAUGCUGGACCCCCAGGUGUGGCGGGAGGCAGCGACGCAGGUUUUCUUCGCCUUGGGGCUGGGCUUUGGAGGGGUCAUCGCCUUCUCCAGCUACAACAAGCAGGACAACAACUGCCACUUUGAUGCCACGCUGGUCUCCUUCAUCAACUUCUUCACCUCGGUCCUGGCCACCCUGGUUGUGUUUGCUGUGCUGGGCUUCAAGGCCAACAUCAUGAAUGAGAAAUGUGUGGUGGAGUAA
This is a messenger RNA of Mesitornis unicolor (brown roatelo), 1110 nucleotides long. RefSeq names its product sodium-dependent neutral amino acid transporter SLC6A17. The transcript is spliced from 6 exons. Lineage: Eukaryota; Metazoa; Chordata; Aves; Mesitornithiformes; Mesitornithidae. Gene Ontology annotation, cellular component: plasma membrane; synaptic vesicle. Gene Ontology annotation, biological process: L-leucine transport; glycine transport; proline transport. Bases 1 to 1110 code for a protein of 369 amino acids. The record is from RefSeq and is a predicted model, not a curated record.